Molecule: messenger RNA, 738 nt
Organism: Rhineura floridana
Lineage: Eukaryota; Metazoa; Chordata; Lepidosauria; Squamata; Rhineuridae
Gene: SLC25A30
Product: solute carrier family 25 member 30
Source: RefSeq, a predicted model, not a curated record
AUGGGUCAAGCUGGCGGGCGGUCUCAGGGAGCGGAGCGACUCAGCAGCAGCUCCCAGGGAGAACAAGGAGCGAGGCGAGAAAAGGCCGAGGCGGCGCCUCCGCUGAGCUCAUAUAGCCAGGAGGGACUUCAGGAAAAAUACAAAAAUCAGCCUAAUUUUCAGCUCAGUUUCCUUUGCAGAAUUGCCCCUGCUAUGCUAAACCAGGCUUCAUAUGGAACCAUAAAAAUAGGCACAUACCAAAGCCUAAAAAGAAUAUUUAUUGAGCAGCCAGAAGAUGAAACCCUGGCUGUAAAUGUGUUGUGCGGAAUUCUCUCUGGUGUGAUUUUGUCAUCUAUUGCUAAUUCUACAGAUGUCUUGAAGGGGGUGUCUCUUACUGCUCAGAGAGCUGCUGUUGUUGUUGGAGUGGAGCUGCCAGUUGAUCUUGCCAAGAAGCACAUAAUUAUGUCUGGAUCCAUGGGAGAUACGGUGUAUACUCACUUGAUAGCAAGUUUUACAUGUGGCUUAGCUGGAGCUCUUGCAUCGAAUCCCAUUGAUGUUGUGAGAACCCGGAUGAUGAAUCAGAGGACCUUACUAGGUGGGACACAGUUUGGUUACAAGAAUACUUUGGAUUGCUUGCUUCAGACAUGCGAGGAUGAAGGGGUUUUUGCGUUGUACAAAGGAUUCUGGCCAAACUGGUUGAGGCUUAGUAUCCUUAUUGUAUCCUUUUGCAAAAGUGUUGGCGUGCUGCGUACAACUUGA